This is a messenger RNA of Oncorhynchus tshawytscha (Chinook salmon), 2666 nucleotides long. Its product is annotated as GIPC PDZ domain containing family, member 2. The transcript is spliced from 6 exons. Gene Ontology annotation, molecular function: protein binding. The coding region runs from base 337 to 1323 and encodes 328 amino acids. The record is from RefSeq and is a predicted model, not a curated record. Lineage: Eukaryota; Metazoa; Chordata; Actinopteri; Salmoniformes; Salmonidae.
CAGAGGCGCAGUUGUCUGACACAGUUGAGAGAUACAGUAAAAUAGAUACAGUAUGAUAGACACAACGAGGAAAACAUCGCGUCGCACGUUCGCCACCUACCUGUUGAAUAUCACCGCCGUUUAAUUUGCAAGUUUGGGGUUGGGUUGACGAGUCACUCACUGUCGAAGAACAAAGUCGAACCUGGAAAAAGGAGAGUCAGUCGAGGUUUUGUCGAGGUAAAUGCGGAAGGAAAGAGGAUUUGUGCAACUGGUAGCCACUCCAAUGUUCUAACCGGACCGACAGACCAAAGGAUUUAUCAACCGAUCAAACCGAUUUAUUGACGCCAAAAAAACACAAUGCCUUUAGGACUGAGGAGAAAGAAGAACAAGUCGAGGGAGAGCUCGAACCUGGUGGAGAAUGAGGAGGUCGGUGGACACGCAACUGGGAGCUCCGUGAAGUCGACCGCAAACGGAGCGGGGCUCCCACCACCACCUGCCAACCUGCGGCCCAAACUAGUGUUCCACACUCAGCUCGCCCACGGCAGCCCCACGGGAAGGAUCGAGGGAUUUACUAACGUCAAAGAACUCUACGGGAAAAUAGCUGAUACGUUCAAUUUAAGUCCACCAGAGAUCCUGUUCUGUACUUUGAACACCCAUAAGAUCGACAUGGAGAAGCUGCUUGGUGGUCAGAUCGGCCUGGAGGACUUUAUAUUCGCCCACAUGAAAGGGAUUAAGAAGGAGGUGGAGGUGUUUAAAUCAGAGGAGGCCCUGGGACUCACCAUCACAGACAACGGGGCGGGAUACGCCUUCAUCAAGCGUAUCAAGGAGGGCAGUGUGGUGGACAAUGUGAAGGUGAUCUCUGUUGGAGACCACAUAGAGUGCAUCAACGGGAAGAACAUUGUGGGAACACGUCACUACGAGGUGGCUCGCAUGCUGAAGGAGCUGCCUAAGGAGCAGAAGUUCACCCUCAAACUGGUGGAGCCGAUGAAGGCCUUCGAGAUGCUGGAGCCGAGGUCGAAGGGAGCCAAGCCGGCCAGUGAGAAUAAGUUGGGGACAGGGAGAGGGACUCUGAGACUGCGCGCCAAAGGACCUGCUACCGUAGAGGAAGUGCCGACAGAGUUUGAGGAGAAAGCAGUGAAGAAGGUGGAUGACUUACUGGAGAGCUACAUGGGUAUCAGAGAUACAGAACUGGCGGCGACCAUGGUGGAGGUGGGUCGGGACAAGAAGAACCCUGAUGAGUUUGCCAUGGCUCUGGACGAGGCUCUCGGAGACUUUGCCUUCCCUGACGAGUUUGUGUUCGACGUCUGGGGCGCCAUUGGAGAUGCCAAACAGGGACGUCUUUAAUGUUUUAACUGAUUACCCAGAUCACCAAGCCUGGUCCAAGACAGCACAAACAUCUGGGACCAGGCUACCAACCCCUGUUCCAGUGGACAAAUAUCAGCCAGUAGAGAAUGAGGGGUGGGAAUUACCAGGGACCUCACGCAUUGCGGUUCCAUACUGUGAUUUUAUUCCAAUUUGAUGUUCCGAACAUAUUGCUCACUAAAUGUCUGCUACAGAAGGACAAGCUAGAGAAUGAGGAAAUUAGUUUUAAAUCAGUCUUGGAAAUAAGUGGUCACUAUGUUAAAAGAUGGAGAACAAACUAUAGGAUGGAAAAUACCAGAAUUUUGGCACAGGUACAUCCGUAUAGCGCUAGCUAACACUACCUUUGAAAAGGAAAAGUCGAUACUUAAAGAGUCAAAGUAUCUACAUAAAACGUUCCAAAAUAAUAUUGUGAUAUGUAACUAUCGAUUUUAUUCCCCUAUUAUUAUUAUUAUUAUUAUUAUUAUUAUUAUAUACACCCUCGAAGACAGAAUCACUUAUUGAUCAGUCAUGUCCCUCUCAACCUAGUUCUUUGGAAUGCAUCCCAAAUGGUCACCCUAUUCCCUUUAUAGUGCACUACUUGGCACCCUAUUCCCUUCAUAGUGCACUACUUGGCACCCUAUUCCCUACAUAGUGCACUACUUGUCCUUUCCCACGGGAAUCAGUUCUUCUAAUAACUGGUGUGAAUUGUAAUGUACUAAUGAUCACAUACUUACUGUUCAUCGUGGCGUUUUAUAUUAGUCUUCUAAUGUUGCUGUGGAGUUUUAAGCACCAGCAGAUCCCCCAUCAGAAACAGAUGCUGUAUGGUGUUCUUCAUAUGUUCCAACGCCUCACAGAUGACUGUUUAUUUAGAGCCUACAGAGAAAUUAAAUCGUUGUUUUUAUUCUAGCUAUGGAGGGUGAGGUCGGAUCCCGACCCACCUUUCAGCUAACAUUCCUUCACUUCGUGGCAUUUUGUUUUGUACAGGCUGCUUAGUAUAUAAUUAUCUUAUCAUAAAUACUUAUGUUUAUUUAUUCGUUCAAAUAAACGUUCAUUUAUUUUAAGCUGGAAAAUGUUUUUUACAAAUUUCAAGACAGACGAUUGGAAUUCGACAAAUCUUGAAGUGUCACUUCCUGGUCAAUUGCAAUUCAAAAUGUCUGACACUGUCGAAAGAAACCACUGUAGAUUGAAUUGAAUCGACACACUGAAUUUGAAUAGUAAUUCAUUCUUACUAUAGUAUGUGUAUUGAGUUGUUUUAGAGAGGUUUACUACUGAACACAGCUUCAGUGUUUUAUGGAAAUACUUAAGGGAUCACUGUUAGACAAAAAAAUAAAAUGUACUAUUCUCUA